GAUGACGACGACGACGACGACGAACAUGUCGUGCAAUUCUUUCCCCAGUUCAGCCGAUUCCCAAUUGAGGUGCGACAGCGCGUCUGGGAACAAUUCUGUCCCGAUCUUGGGGCAGCAGGCCGCGUUUAUCAAUUCAUCGUCCUCCCAGCCCAUCCCGACGACCGCCUGCCGGCAGACGUCUGGCAGGAUGCACAGUUAGAGGACCAAACUGCGGCCGCGCGUGCCGUACUGGCCACACACCAUGAGAGUCGCUCGUUCGCUCUAAAACGCUUCCCUGACACGCUGUCUUUUCGUAGCGGCCAUGGCCUCCUUCGCUUCAACAAGGAGAGGGAUAUCGUCAGCAUCACCCUGUCGGGGCUCCGCCGCGUCACCGCCAUGCUCCCCGUGUCUCCGAUUCCAGUCAUGGCUGGCUUUACGGAUCAAAUACGACGCCUCUGCAUGCCGCCGGAUAUUGUAUAUCUUGCUGACGAGGAUGCGGGAAUUGUAUUUGCUCCUUUCACGCAGCUCAAAGCCACCUACGUUAUGACCGAGCCGUCUACAGUCCCGGCUCAAUUCCUGACGUGGUGUGCCUCCGACAUUGCAAAACGCUACUGUCUCGAGACAGACCAAGAACAUGGCAGACCAGAGCUCUACUGCUGGCCCGAUUUCGAGCGCCACCCAGAGGCUGUUGAGAAGACAGUCGUAAAAAUGAGGGUCGGCCUAGACUUUACUGAAAUGCUGGCCGGGCGUGAGUCCGAGCCCCAGGACAGCGAGGAUCAGCCUAGCUGUGAAUACUGGCCUCUCGUUGUGUUCCCUGUCGAUGAAAGCGUGGAGUGUCUUCUGGAUCGAGUCCGAGAAGGCGUCGAGUCGGGGUGGGAGCCAAAUGACGAAGAAUCCUCGAGCGACUCGGACGAGUAUGAAAGUGACUUUGUCGACGACAGUGAGAUUGAAGAAAUUGAAUCAGAGCCAGAUGACGACGGCCUUGUGGUCGAGGACGAGAGCGGCGAAGACGAAGGGGACGUCGACGGCACCUCGCCAUUUGGAGGGUUCUCGCCUGUGCAAGGCUCAGUCGGGUGCCAGCCAAGCAACACCGAGUAUCCCAUGGCUCAAUUUUCCAGCCCCGAACCUGAUUCUUCCACGCUUCGUGGCUCAAACUCUGACGAAUCCGACUCGGAGGGGGCGCCUCUCGCUGCCUCUGGCUCAACACUGAAGCGUGAAAGGGAGUCCAGUUCAGAGAACGACUCCGAAGACGAGGCUCCUAGGAAGCGAGCGCGGAUUGACAAUCGUCGGAAUUUCACGGUGGUCUCCGACGACGAAGAUGAGGAGGUCCGCAAGGUCCCAGCCAGCCGUCGCGCCCGUGUCGUGGAUUCGGAUGACGACGAGGACGAUGGGGGGGUUCGAGAGACUCCAGCGAAUCAUCGAGCCCGCGUCAUUGUUUCCGACGAUGAGGACGAGGAGGAUGCAAGCGCAAAUGACAUGAGUGAUGGUUCUGGAGACUCGUCGAUGAGUGGAGAUAUCGACGGGUCAGAUCCAGAGGCAGGUGGCACCCGGCCAUUGACAUUUGCACAACGCCUUGAGAUCCACCGCCAGGAAAACCCGAUUCCAUUGUCUGGCUCGGAUAACUCGGAUCACUCGGACAUGGAGGAGAUGAGCCAGAACAACUCCGACGCUCCCAACUACGGAGCCUUUCAGGACGAUGAGGAGGCGAACGAAUGCUCGAACAGCGGCGGUGAUGAUGAGCCGGACGGCCUGAUGAUGGAUAAUGGGGACGACGGCAGCUCUAAUGGUUACGACUGAAGAGCACACUGACUUGACUUUAGACUUUGGACU
Molecule: messenger RNA, 1809 nt
Organism: Lasiosphaeria miniovina
Lineage: Eukaryota; Fungi; Ascomycota; Sordariomycetes; Sordariales; Lasiosphaeriaceae
Exons: 1
Coding region: 376-1776 (466 amino acids)
Source: RefSeq, a predicted model, not a curated record